AUGAUAGAACAAAUUAUGAGCAAGUCCAAAGAUGUUUUCAGUGAAGAACUCGGUGCUCUCAAAGACAUUAAGGCAAAGAUUACCCUUAAAUCUGAUGCUAAACCCAAGUUUUGCAAGGCAAGACCAGUCCCACAUUCUCUGAAACCUGCUGUGGAUAAGGAGAUAGACAGACUUAUACAGUUAGGAAUAUGGACACCAGUAAAAUACAGCGAGUGGGCCACAUCCAUUGUCGUUGUGGCUAAGCGGGAUGGAACAGUCCGAAUAUGUGGGGAUUUCAAGGUAACCCUGAACCCAAACAUUGAAAUUGAUCAAUAUCCGCUUCCCAGAGUGGAUGACAUUUUUUCUUCAUUAGCUGGAGGACAACAUUUUACCAAGAUUGACCUGAAAAAUGCUUACCUACAGAUGGAAGUGGAAGAGGAUCAACGGAAACUGCUUACUAUUAACAGACACAAGGGUUUAUUUCAGUUCAAUAGACUCAUGUUUGGUGUAGCUUCAGCCCCGGCAGUGUGGCAAAGAGCAAUUGAUCAGGUGUUACAGGGAAUCCUGGGAGUCCACUGCAUGAUUGAUGACAUGAUCAUCACAGGAUGUACUCGUGAAAAUCACAUUGAAAACCUUGAAAAAGUCUUGACCAGACUACAAGCGUUCAAUUUGAGAGCCAACAUUAAGAAAUGCGAUAUUUUCAAGGAAAGCAUCGAAUUCUGUGGGCACAAGAUUGACAGAUGCGGACUUCACAAAACAGAGGAAAAAGUGAGGGCAGUUGUCAACACAAAGUCUCCGUCCAGCGUGACAGAAUUGCGUGCAUUCCUAGGGCUGGUGAACUACUAUGGCAAAUUCAUGCCCAACUUGUCUACCAUUCUGAGACCCCUACACCAUUUGCUAGAAAAAAAUUCUGCAUGGCAAUGGACCAAGGAAUGUGAGAAGGCAUUUCAAAGACUUAAUGAAAUCUGA
Molecule: messenger RNA, 948 nt
Organism: Ostrea edulis (European flat oyster)
Lineage: Eukaryota; Metazoa; Mollusca; Bivalvia; Ostreida; Ostreidae
Exons: 1
Coding region: 1-948 (315 amino acids)
Source: RefSeq, a predicted model, not a curated record